Molecule: messenger RNA, 11349 nt
Organism: Talpa occidentalis (Iberian mole)
Lineage: Eukaryota; Metazoa; Chordata; Mammalia; Eulipotyphla; Talpidae
Gene: LNPEP
Product: leucyl and cystinyl aminopeptidase
Exons: 17
Coding region: 82-3024 (980 amino acids)
Biological process (GO): proteolysis; peptide catabolic process
Cellular component (GO): cytoplasm
Molecular function (GO): zinc ion binding; metalloaminopeptidase activity; peptide binding
Source: RefSeq, a predicted model, not a curated record
UGCUCAGUCCGCCGGGCCGCCUCAGCUCUCGGAGUAGGAAGCCUGGGCGCUUCGGCCGCGCGGAGCCGCCGAGGGGGGAAAAUGGAGCCCUUCACCAAUGAUCGGCUUCAGCUCCCCAGGAAUAUGAUUGAAAACAGCAUGUUUGAGGAAGAACCAGAUGUGGUGGAUUUAGCCAAAGAACCUUGUUUACAUCCUCUAGAGCCUGAUGAGGUGGAAUAUGAGCCCCGGGGUUCACGACUGCUGGUGCGUGGUCUUGGUGAACAUGAGAUGGAUGAGGAUGAAGAGGAUUAUGAGUCAUCUGCAAAGCUGCUGGGCAUGUCCUUCAUGAACAGAAGCUCAGGCCUGCGGAACAGUGCAACUGGCUAUAGGCAGAGCCCAGAUGGGGCUUGUUCAGUACCCUCUGUAAGGACCAUGGUGGUCUGUGCUUUUGUCAUUCUAGUUGCCAUUUCUGUAAUUAUGGUGAUUUAUCUACUGCCCCGAUGUACCUUUACCAAAGAAGGCUGCCAUAAAAAAAAUCAGUCAAUGGAACUAAUUCAGCCAAUUGCAACAAAUGGAAAGUUGUUUCCAUGGGCGCAGAUCAGACUUCCCACUGCCAUUAUGCCACUACGCUAUGAACUUAACCUGCACCCAAACCUAACCUCGAUGACAUUCAGUGGUUCUGUGAUAAUUUCAGUUCAGGCUCUUCAGGCCACGUGGAAUAUCAUUCUUCACAGCACUGGCCAUAAUAUUUCAAGAGUGACCUUUACAUCAGUUUCAAGUCAAGAAAAACAAGUUGAAGUCCUAGAAUAUCCAUUUCAUGAACAAAUCGCCAUUGUUGCCCCUGAAGCCCUUCUUGAAGGGCACAAUUAUACCUUGAAGAUAGAGUAUUCAGCAAAUAUAUCUAGUUCUUACUAUGGGUUUUAUGGCAUCUCCUACACAGAUGAAAGUAAGGAGAAAAAGUACUUUGCAGCAACUCAGUUUGAACCCCUGGCAGCAAGAUCUGCUUUUCCUUGUUUUGAUGAACCAGCAUUUAAAGCCACAUUUAUUGUCAAGAUCACAAGGGACAAACAAUACACUGCUUUAUCAAAUAUGCCUAAGGUUUCUAUAUACACUGUACCAGAAAAGAUUGGUCAAGUUCACCAUGCCUUGGAAACAGCUGUGAAACUUCUUGAGUUUUAUCAAAACUACUUUGAAAUUCCGUACCCACUUAAGAAACUGGAUUUGGUGGCUAUUCCUGACUUUGAAGCAGGAGCGAUGGAAAAUUGGGGUUUGUUAACUUUCCGAGAGGAGACACUUCUGUAUGACAACAGCACUUCUUCAGUAGCUGAUAGAAAAUUGAUUACUAAAGUCAUUGCUCAUGAGCUGGCACAUCAGUGGUUUGGGAAUCUGGUAACAAUGCAGUGGUGGAAUGAUCUAUGGCUAAAUGAAGGUUUUGCCACUUUUAUGGAGUAUUUCUCUUUGGAAAAAAUAUUUGCUGAUCUUUCCAGUUAUGAAGAUUUCUUAGAUGCUCGAUUUAAAACCAUGAAGAAAGAUUCCUUGAAUUCAUCUCAUCCAAUAUCAUCAUCUGUUCAGUCCUCAGAACAGAUUGAAGAAAUGUUUGAUUCGCUUUCCUAUUUUAAGGGAGCUUCCCUUUUGCUGAUGCUGAAAACUUACCUUAGUGAAGAUAUAUUUCAACAUGCUGUUAUUCUUUACCUACAUAAUCACAGUUAUGCAUCCAUUCAGAGUGAUGAUCUGUGGGAUACUUUUAAUGAGGUCACAAACAAAACACUAGAUGUUAAGAAAAUGAUGAAAACCUGGACUCUGCAAAAAGGAUUUCCUUUAGUGACUGUUCAAAGAAAAGGAAAGGAACUUCUUGUACAACAAGAAAGAUUCUUCUUAAAUAUGAAGUCUGACAUUCAGACUUCAGAUGCAAGCUAUCUGUGGCAGAUUCCACUAUCUUAUGUCGCUGGGGGAAGAAAUUAUUCAAAAUACCAAUCAGUAUCACUUCUGGACAAGAAAUCAGGUGUCAUCAAUCUUACAGAAGAAGUGCAGUGGAUCAAAGUCAAUAUACACAUGAGUGGUUAUUAUAUUGUACACUAUGCAGAUGAUGACUGGGAAGCACUAAUCAAACAGUUGAAUGUAAAUCCUCAUGUCCUGAGUGACAAAGACCGAGCCAACCUCAUCAACAACAUCUUUGAACUUGCAGGCCUAGGCAAGGUACCUCUUCGGAGAGCCUUUGAUUUGAUUGAUUAUCUUGGAAAAGAGAACUGUACUGCACCCAUCACUGAAGCCCUGUUCCAAACGGGCCUCAUCUAUAACCUCCUUGAAAAACUGGGACACAUGGAUCUGACUUCAAGAUUGGUGAAUAGAGUAUUUAAAUUGCUUCAAAACCAAAUCCAGCAACAAACUUGGACUGAUGAGGGCACCCCAUCUGUUCGAGAGCUUCGAUCAGCCUUGCUAGAUUUUGCUUGUACUCACAGCAUAGAAAACUGCAGCGCUGCUGCCACAGAUCUGUUUGAUAAAUGGAUGGCAUCCAAUGGAACUCAAAGCCUACCUGCUGAUGUUAUGACUACCGUGUUCAAAGUGGGAGCAAAAACUGAGAGAGGCUGGACUUUCCUCUUAAGCAAGUAUGUCUCUAUAGGCUCAGAAGCAGAGAAGAAUAAAAUUCUUAAAGCUCUUGCCAGCUCAGAGGAUGUACGGAAACUUUACUGGUUAAUGACAAGUAGCCUCAAUGGAGAUACCAUCCGAACACAAAAGUUGUCAUUCAUCAUUAGAACAGUGGGCCGACAUUUUCCUGGACACUUAUUGGCAUGGGAUUUUGUCAAAGAGAACUGGAAUAAGCUUGUUCAGAAGUUCCAUCUGGGGUCUUACACCAUACAAAGUAUUGUUGCUGGAUCAACUCACCUGUUUUCAACAAAGGCACAUUUGUCUGAGGUCCAGACAUUCUUUGAAAAUCAAUCAGAGGCAACCUUUCGACUGCGCUGUGUCCAGGAGGCUUUGGAAGUCAUCCAAUUGAAUAUCCAGUGGAUGGAGAAGAACCUUAAAACUCUGACAAAGUGGCUGUAGCAUGCACAACUGCACCUCAUUUUGUCACCCCUUCAGAGAGCUUGUUAACUUGGGCUGUGCUGCUUUUUGCAAAAAAGCCAACGUGAAGCCAGAUUGCUGCCGAGUUGUUUGCACUCUUAGGAGUUCUAGUUAGCUCAGGGCUCGUCUGUAUUUUUCAUCUGUCUUUUCUGAAUUGUCUUUGGGCAGUAUAUAGUUAUUUAUUACAAGAUUAUAUUCACCUGUAUGCCAACCAUCUACAAAAACAUUGAGUACUUUUUCUACUUUGAAGAUACACAAAUGGGGAAAAAACUGUUUUGAAAUUCUGUGCUAUUUCUCAGUAUCUGGAAAGUACUAACACAAUGAGAAGAGGAAAGACCUAUCCAGGGAGCCACUAUCUUUGCAGGUUGUGAGCUAUCUGUUGCUUCUUGUUGCUUCUUGUUGGUAGUUACUGGUUGAUUGUGGUAUAAAAUUAGCUUCAAAAAGUACAAUAAUGAAGUUGAUGAAACAUGCAACUGUUGAGAACUGAUCUCAGGUGUGCAGAUCUACUUUGAUUUGGGGUUUUGAUCAGUCCUUUAUUUUCUGGAAAAAUUUUGAAUAAGAUCUAUAACUUUUCUUUUCUGCAUAAUAGCCAGGUGCUAUAAAAUUAUUAAUUUUUGUUGUAUUGAGAAGCUAAAUAACAAAGCCAAAAGAUGAAAAUUUUCAAAUACUUAGCACUUUCUUUUUGAUCUUUUAUAGCAUUAACAUCUGCAAAAGCUCCAAACCAGGUUAACUUUAAUUAAUAUUAUUUUAUUUGUGAAUUCCAAUGUUCUCCAAAUCUGUACACCUUUAUCACUUUCUGCCAUAGAUAAUAAACCUUAUGAUAGUUAUAGGUACCUAUUUCUACACUCAUGGCAAGCAUUUUGUUAAUACUAGUGUCUUUUAUCGUGACUUUAUCACAAUUACAAAGAAUGUAAUUUAUUUAAGUUGCCUCUUGGCAUGAUAGAUCCUAGACACUUUCUCUGAAUAAUAUCCAUGGGUGGAUCUUCAAUUUAUAUGAUAGGCUACAUAUUUUAAAAUAGAGUCUUUGAGAAAUUGACCAUUUUUAUUUGAAGUUCACCAUAAUACCUUAAAGGAAUAAAGGGGAAGGAAAUACGAGUAAGUUGAUUCCAGUUUAGUAUGGUGGGCUUUGAAAUUUUUUUAUCAAAAACAGUCCUUUUCUUUAAUUGAAAAAUCAUAAUUUUCCAUUAUCAUGGCCACACUUUUUCUUUCAACUGAUUAAAAAGAAUGGCUAAGGAAAGAAAGAAAAAUGAGGGAAGAUAUUCAAAACUGUAUGGCAUUUUUACUCCAUUUAAGGGAGAAAUAUUGUACUUGAAUUUAUUGAGCUAUGCAGAAUUAUAAGUAGAUUGUUGUGUUUCUUUGAUUCUUAGGAAAAAAAGUUUUCUUCUUAUUAAUUGUUGAGUACUUUAUAUUUUGUUUGUUAACAUCUAUGUACAUAAAAGUGGUAGCUACCCAUUUGCAAGCACUUAAAACUCUCCACAGAAUCAGACAAUGGGAAAGGUCACCCUUUUUUAUGCAAUAGGUGUAAAGUGAGAAUAUGUGGGUUUGUGUAUAAAAUUUUAUUUUAUGAAAAUAUUUUUAUAAAGCAGAAUUGUAAAGGAUGGCAUGCUAAAAAAUAGCCUCCUUUAAUCCUGAUACAGUUCCCCAGCUUAGUCUUUUCUAAACAUUUAUCUCAGUUUGAGAAUAUGUAAUAUUAUAUCCUGAGAAUCACGGAAUCACCUAAAGAUGUCUUAAUUGAAACUGGGUGAUUGUAGGUCUUUAUUUUUCUUGUGCUUCAGUAAAUGAAAAUUUAGUUGAUAUUGAAAGUUAGUAUGUUUUUAUAUUUUUAGAGUGGGGAAAAAUACUAAACUUUUGACAAAGGGUUUUUUUUGUUGCUGGUUUUUUACCAUGUUAUAUUACUAAAUUCCACUUUGAUACAGAGUUUAAAUUUUGCUACUUCUUAAAAUCAGUUAAGGUUCUUGUUUUACCUGUCCAUAUUUACAUUGCUUCUGUAAUAUAUGUUAGCUUUGCAUAUGGCAAAUCUUGUCUUGAAUUAUAUCAUUGUUUUCCUGUCAGUGUGUGGGGGUGUUUUGGGGGUGUUUUACAAGUAAAACCUUACCAAAACAUGGACUAAAAAAAGUUCACUCAUAACCCAUUGCAAUCUUUGUACUCAAAAGCUGUUCAUUCCAUUGAUACCAGAUCCAUGCUAUUUGUAGUUGUAUUUGUAGACCUCAUUUCAGUUGUUUAUAAUUUUAGUAGGGCCUCACCUCAUAUUUUCCCACAGAAUUCCAUAAUUUUUAAUGUUAUAUUUAUCUAUAUAGAUGACUAAAAAUAUGUCAGAAAUAUAAGGUUAAGCAAUAUGUAGAACAUGUAGUAUAAAUAUAAUUACAGCUUUUGAAGAAUUUUCCCAAAAAAAAUUUAUCCUAACCACUAUAUUUCUGAGAAAUCAAAUAGAUUGAAGCACAGCAGUCACCAUGCUUUUUUUAUAUAAGCACAUAGAACCAGGACACAAUUAAGAACUUGUUUGACAAGUGUUGUAUUCAUUGCAGAGAGAUAAUCUAUUUGAUGUAAUUAAUAUAGAGGACGCAUCACACUAGAAUUUUAAGAAAGAUAAAAUAGAAAUAUGGAAUUAUAGAAGAAUAACUUAUGCUUCGGAGACCUGAAAAGUUAUGAAGUAGAAAUCUAAGGAAUCUGGUUUGUUCUAUUACUGUCAAGUGACAAGAUAUUUUAAAUUGCAAUUGGCGACAUUUCCACACAGCUUGUGCCUUCCUGCUUGUUGUUUUAUGUUUCUUUAAGUGAAACUAUAUCGUUUGCCAUUGUUAGGUUUCAAGAGCUUUCAUUUUACCACAGGUUCUACUUAAUGCUAAUGUUCUAUGCCAUUCAUGUUUUCAUUUUUUCGUUUCGUGCAUGUGUAAUUUAGCUGCUACAGGAACAAAAGAGCUGUCAGAAGAGUGCUGGGUAUGUAGAGAAUACGGGACCCCACCUGUCUUAACUGGUACAGGACAGCCUUUUCUGAAUAUUAGAAAGUGAGAAAUGAAAGUUAAGUGCUGAGUUUGCUGGGUUACUAAUAGCCUGUUACUGAGUUGGGCUUUCAGAAUCUGCUCAGACUGUAGCACUUGGAACCGUAAUCUACAGUCAGAUUGGUGAACACCACGUGAUCUCCAUUUUCAUGGGACUCUGAUAAGGUGUGUGUGUAUCUAAGGAGAUAUGUCAUCCCCAAGGACCCCUAGCUGGGUCUACUUGCAGAAUGAGACCCAAAUUUCUAGAUAUGAGGUAGCUCUUCUCCAGCCUUUGGAAUUAACUCUCAUUAAAGUGCUUGCUUAUCCCCUGUACCUACAACAUGCCUCCAUUCAUUUUUUAAAAACUAAUAUAUAUAUUUUUGCAUUCUUGUAUUUUAUGCUUCAUUGCCAAGUAAAUACCAAAUAAGAAGUGGGGGUGCAAAAAUCUGAAAAGUCUCCUUUCCCUUUCCCUUCUUGCCUGCUUGUGCAAUAGCUACUAGAAUAGUUGACUGGUUUCUUUGGGUGACUUUUGGGGGGUAUAUACUUUUAAAAUACACAGAUGUGUUUUUUAUUCUUUCAUUUUUAUGUAUUUUGUCCUGAUGAAAAAUGAAACAUUAUCCUAUGAAGAUCUUUUUUCCUUCCCAUUUUGCCUGCAGCUAGAGAGUAGUCAUCUGGUCUUCUUUGGAAAAAGAUAGUGGUCUCAGAAAGUAGUGUAAGUUCUCUUAAAAAUGUAUACAGAUGUUUUUUGCUGCUUUUUUGUGGGAAUUGUUUCAUUUUGUACAUCAUUUAACCUCCUUAUGGAUACAUAAAGAUCUUGUAAACCCUGGAAAUCAGAAGAAUGGCGCAAAUGUCCCAUUUACCUCUCUCCUUGUUGCCUGAGUAGUUGUAGUUACUGAUAUUUCACUUUAUAUGUGUCCUUUAGCAUGGAUGCAUAUCUACUUUAUGAAAAUUGCAGUUUAGAAUAUGACAAAUCUCCUCUUUUCCCUUUUCCUGAUUGCACCUCUGGGCAACAGCUAAUAAAGUAAUUACAUUUUGUGGGUUGGGAGAGAGAGAGUGUGUGUGGGUGUGUACACACAUAUAUAAAUAAAGUUAUUAAUUCAUUUCAUACUCUGUCCUUAAAGGAUAUAAAGUACCUAAUGAAACAUGGAGGUCUGGAUGUAUAAUAAUCUCCUCUUCUUCCUUUCCCAUAUUGUCUGUGUGGGCAGUGGCCGGUAGAGUGGCUGUUGGAGGGGUAGGGGAUCUGGGUCGGGCAUAGGAACUUACUGUAUAUACCUGUUUUUAUUACUAUGUUGUGUUCUUUCGUUGGGUGCCCGCACUGGAAGGUACCUCAUAAACAUGGAGUUCCGGAUGUAUAACAAUCUCCUCUUGUCCCCUUCCCUUGUUGCCUGUCUAGGCAAUACUUUUAGAGUAGUUUGCACUUUUUGAAAUUUUUUCUGCUCUGUGUGUGUGUGUGUGUGUGUGUGAGGUGUGUUUCACAGCAAGGAUACUGCUUUAAUACUGCAUGUAAAUGUUUUGCUACGUUUUUGUUACCUCAUUUCUACCUUGUCCUUUACAUGGGUAUUUAGAUAUAGGAAGAAAGCUGAAAUUCAGUCUGUGUGGGUAACAGCUAGCAGAGUCAGUAAUUUCAGAAGAUUUUUGUGGGUGUUGGGGUUAACUUGUUUUAGAUAGACAGACAGAUCUUUUUUGUUUCCCUAUUGUAGUAUUCCCUUGGGUAUCCAGUCCUCUUGGACAUGUAGGUUCCCAGUAAACCGUGGAGUGUGGCGUGUAUCAGUCUCUCCUCCUGCUUUCCCCUUUUUACAUUUGUAAGUAAUAGUUUUAAAGUAGGUUGGGUUCUUUGACCUUUUUGGGGGUGGGCGGGCAAGGACUAAGGGCAGGACAUAUUCUUUUAAAAACUGUACAUAUAAUGUUUGCUACUAUAUAUACUAUGUUACUUCAUUUUGUACCCUGUCCCUUAUUGGACGUAGAGGUACUUAAUGAGACGUGGAGGGUCCGGAUGUAUGAAAAUCUCCUCUUUUCCCCUUUCCUUAUUGCCUCUGUGGGCAAUAGUUUUAGAGUAGUCUAGAUUAUUAUUUUUUGACUCUACUACUUCCUUUGCUGGGAGAGUAGGCAUAUGUACUUUUAAAGUGUAUAUAAAUGUUUUUUGCAAUUUUUUUCUAUUACUUCAUUUUGUAUCUAGUCCUUUCCAUGGAUACUUAGGUACAUGAUGAAAAUUAAGGUUCAUUCUAUGAAAAACUCUCCCCUCUCCCCUUCCCUUAUUGCCUGACUGGGCAAUGGCUGGUAGUGUAGUUGUGUAGUUUUGGGGGGCAGGGUGGUGGGGGAUUUCUGGGUCUGCAGUCUUCUUAAUGUAUAUAAAUGCUUGCUGCUUUUUGUUGUUAUUUUUGUUUGCAUUUGUAGAUCUCAAACGCAAUGCAGAAGCCCAGAUCCAGAAGUGUCGUAAAUCUUUUCUCCCUUCACCUCUACCCUCUGUAUAUGGGCAGUAGUAUGCAGGACUCAGAGCUUGGGUUUCACCGGAGUAAGCUUAUUAGGCAAUACAUGUAAUAUUUUAAAUGUACAUAAAUGUUUUUGCCUCUUUCUGGUGUACAAUUCAUUUUGAAUCUAGUCUUUUGCAUGACUCUAGGUACUUAAUGAAAGUUGAGAUUGAGUCUAUGAAAAAUCUCCCCUACUCCCCUUCCCUUAUUGCCCGGUGGGCAAUGGUAGAAGAAUAGGUAUUUGGUUUCUUUUUUUGGAGGGGGUAUAUGUGUAUAUAAAGAUGAGGUGUAUAAACAUAAACUGUAUUAUGUGUAUUUUUAAUAUAUAUAAAUGUUUGCUACAUUUUGUGUGUUCUUUGAUUUAGUACCCAGUCCUUUGCUGGGACUUGUGGGUACUUAAUGAAACUUGGAGGUCCAGACGUAUGAUAAAUCUCCUGCUUCCCUUCCCUCGUUGCCUGCAUGGGCAACAGUUUUAUAAUUUGGGUUCAUUUUUUCUGGGGAGGGAUUAAAUGAGUGGGUAGUGAUUAGAGGCAAAGGAUAAGAUUUGAAUUUUUUUGAAGUGUAUAUAAAUGUUUUCAUGUUACUGAUUUUGCACCUAGUCCUUUGCUUGGAUGUAUAGUUACUAAAUGAAAAUUGAGGAUCAGUGUAUGACCGAUCUCCUCUCUCCUUCCCCUUAUUGCCUGGGUAGGCAAUUGUGAAUAGAAUAGUGCGUAUUUUUCACUUGUUUGUUUUUGAGGGAUUUCUAUUUUUGGCAGAGGAAUAUUUUUAAAUACAUAUAAAUAUGUUCCCAUUUCUCUUAUUUCAUUUUGUAUUUAGUCCUUUGAAUGGCUUUUUGGGAAUCCAAUGAAAAUUGAGUUUUGUUAAUUGACAGAUCAUUUCUUCCUUCCCCACAUAUUUCCUCUUUAGUGUUAGAAGGUGUAGUUGUGGUGAUUUCGUUUUAUUCUCUAGGAUAGAUGCCUUUAAAGGUGUAAAUAUACACACAGAGAUAUAAUUUGCUUCUCUUUUCCCCAUUAUUUUUCUUUAACACUUAGUCCCUUUGCAGGACUCUGACUAUAUCUGACAAAAAUAAAGACCCAACAAAUCCCUGCCAUCUGACUUGAAGGUAUACUAUAUGGUGGUGAAACUAAUGCAAGAGGCAUGUAACACAAAAGAUGGGAGAAGAUAAUUGGAUGUAGUUGAGCUGUGAAAACUAAUCAGAUGUAGAGUUUCUUGUGUUCAUUCAACCUCAAGGAAAAUGGUGAAAAGGAACCUGUAUUUUGGAGAUUUCAGAAAGGGGAGAGGACAAGACUAAGAGUGUGCUAAGAUUCAUUGUUGAUUCAUCUUUCGUAACCUAUAAGCAAAUAUAAGUACUUCCUAGAAUUCAUUUGAAAACCCUUGAAAGUAGCCUUUUUUUUUUUUUUGAGGCCUGGAAUUCUGAUUCAUCUUCAGAAGUUGGUUGUAGUUCCACCAAUAGAAUAUUCUUGUUUACCAAGUAGAUACUUUUCUGAUUUUUUGGAAUGAACCUUUUGAGUUGUUGCCACAGUUCUCAUGAAUGACAACAUGGGCCCCCCAGAAAAUUAAUCCAAAAAGAAUUUGAACAAGCACUUUCUGUAUUUCAGCACCCACACGUGGUAGCGCAAGUUGGCCCUUUCCAACCUAGAGCUCUUCUGUAGACUGCCUCUCCUCAGUUCUCCACCAGCUGGACCAUUGCUGUUCUGGUUUCCCUUUUGUCUUCUGUGUCUGCACUGUUAGAUGUUAUCUUCAAGUGCUGUCACGAAUCUACGCCAAUAUUGUCUUAUUGGCUGUGUGUUUUGGCAUGCUUUCAUGCAUCUAGCCCUGUGUGUUCGUUUUCAGCAUUCUUAAAUGACACUUCACACUGACUCGUCAUGCACUGCAUGGUAAAUGUUACAACUCCACAUUUGCCUGUAUCAAAGAAAAUACAUGUUAAAGUCCAUCCAUCUCCUUUCUUCCUUCAAGCUUCUUAGCAUUAUUUGUUUUGCCGUUUCUAAUCUAAUGCUGAAGAUUUGCCAUAUUAUUUUUAGAAUCAUUGAGUGAUAGGUCUCUUAGAAAAUUUUCAGAGAUGUUAUUUACCAUAUCAAACUCUCAGGUUCUAGUAUCUAAUAAAAUAAAUUGAAAAAUUAGCCUAUACUUUGCUGUUAUGUAUACCUGCUGCUGUAGAAAAAAAUAGAAGUUUAUUCAUGACAUAUUUAGCUUUGAUCAUAAAUAAAAGAAAAGGGAACACCUUUUUGGAAUUAGUCAUGGUAGUCAUUAGUGAUGUUUCUGAACAGUUCUUAAUUUAAAAUGCUUCAAAGCAAGUAAAGGUCAUGGCUUAGCUGAAGGAAAUGCUCCAAAAAUUGAACUGUACUGCCAUCAGUACAAAUAAUACACUCGUGUGUGUGUGUGUGUGUGUGUGUGUGUGUGUGUAUAAAAUGACAAUUACAGCAUAAUUGGAGCAUUUGCAUUAAUCAAUAAACUCACAUUGAGACAAAACUUAGUCUAGCAGCUGUCUUGAAUAAAGCCAACUGUUCCAUGUUGCUGUGAAAAAUAGACUCUUUCAAAUACUUUGAAAAGUAAUUAUUUGGGAACUUGUAAAGGUAUUACAUUUUAUAUUUAAACACGUAUGGAGAUCUCCAGUUCCUUUAGUCUGAGCUUGUGGGUGGAAUUCCAAAUUUGUUUCAUAAUCUGUCUUUUGUGGAAGAUUUUGAAAAUAAUAUGUGUGUGUGUGUGUAUAUAUAUAUUAUAUAUGCAAAUUGUGUUGUUUGACUUGUAAAGGGAAAAGGCUUAUUUUUCUUUAUACUUCUGACAACUUGUUUUGCAUAUGACCAGCACUGACUGUAAAGCAUGUGUAACUGCAAACACUGUUGCUUUUUUUUGUGAAAUGAAAA